GCGGGUCUCAGUGGCUUUAAACUCAAGUUGCUUUGUUCUGGAUGAAGCCUGAGACGACAGAAAAUCCCUCGGAUGUUUGAUUCUCGUACUCACAACAUAAAUCUUAUCGUCAUGCUCUCGAGAAACUCCUGCUAACCAUAGUCCACACCAACAAGCAACAAAAUCCACCAUCGGUUAUCUCGCCAUCAGUUACCUUCUUCUCCGGUUACUCACCCACCACCAAUACCUAUUAUCAUUCUAUUCUUUAUCUUUUAUCUCUCAAAUUUCUCACUCAUCGUCCAAGCAGCUCCCCCUGUUUCUUUAUUCGAUUAGGAUUUGGAAGUGGGAAAAGGGAGAGAUGAAAUUCGGGUGUGCAUUCAGAGAGUACCUGCAGGAGGAGCGGGAGUGGUUCUUGGGCGAGAAAUGUGCUCACGUUGAAUACAGCAGGUUGAAGAAAGUGUUGAAGACUUGCAAGAAAGACACCUCUUCAGACAAGGACCUGUUGUGUCAGUGUCAGUCUUGCCCAUUAUGUGACCAACAGUUCUUCUCUGAGUUGAUGAAGGAAGCAUCAGAUGUGGUGGGGUACUUUAGUUCAAGAGUUCAGCAUCUCCUUCAUCUUCACAUUUCUACAGGAAUACACAGAUAUGUAUUGCGUUUGCGCCAGUGCUUUAAAAGUGAUACGCAAACCCUUACUCAAGAAGGGAGGAUUCUAAUCGAGUACAUUGCUAUGAAUGCUAUUGCGAUGAGGAAAAUACUUAAGAAAUAUGAUAAAGUACACAGCUCUGUUAAUGGGGAGAACUUCAAAUCUAGGAUGCACGCUCAACACAUUGAACUUUUGCACUCUCCUUGGAUAAUUGAAUUGGGUGCUUUUUAUCUGAAUUCUACUGGACUUGAUAGUUGUGAGCUUGACGGAGUCUAUGGUCACUUUUCUUGUGAUCUAAACAUAAAUAAAGAUGUAAUGACAUUGGUUCUUCCCGAUUCUAUUAAGCUCGAGUAUUCUCUAACUUGUGCAAUUUGUCUGGAUCUUGUUUUCAACCCUUAUGCUUUGAGUUGUGGUCAUAUCUUCUGUAAGUCAUGUGCUUGCUCAGCUGCCUCUGUGAUGAUUUUUCAAGGCCUUAAAGCUGCCAGUCCAGAGUCGAAGUGUCCUAUAUGCAGAGAGGUUGGCGUUUAUUCUAAGGCUGUGCGUAUGGUAGAACUUGAUCUACUUAUGAAAAGAAGGUGCAAAGAUUACUGGAGAGAGAGGCUAGCUAGUGAACGAGUUGACACAGUGAAGCAAUCCAAGGAAUACUGGAAUUUACAGUCCACAUAUGCAAUUGGAUUUCGCUAGGCUUUUAUACUAGAGCAAUGGAAACAUCUGAGUAGAAUACUGUUUGCAGAGACAGAAAUCCCUGGAAGAAUUACAUGACUGAGUUUGCGUUUUUGACUGAACUGUUAGGUGAGGUAGGAUUUAUUUAGUUAGUUCCUAAUGCCUUAGCCAUUAGCCUGAAGAUGGAAAAAGUAAAUAAAGACAAAGACGCAUUUCCUGACGGAAGAAUAGAAGAAUUUCUCGAUGAAAAAGGAGACGAUUUCUGAUUCGAUA
Vigna angularis (adzuki bean) is the source of this 1558-nucleotide messenger RNA. RefSeq names its product probable E3 ubiquitin-protein ligase BAH1-like. Lineage: Eukaryota; Viridiplantae; Streptophyta; Magnoliopsida; Fabales; Fabaceae. The transcript has 7 exons. Bases 338 to 1306 code for a protein of 322 amino acids. The record is from RefSeq and is a predicted model, not a curated record.